Messenger RNA from Exaiptasia diaphana, 1587 nucleotides. RefSeq lists its product as uncharacterized. Lineage: Eukaryota; Metazoa; Cnidaria; Anthozoa; Actiniaria; Aiptasiidae. The transcript is spliced from 2 exons. The record is from RefSeq and is a predicted model, not a curated record. Bases 103 to 1011 code for a protein of 302 amino acids.
UUGAGGACUUUUGCUGGUGGGCCAAAUAGAGCACACUUUAUCACUGUUUUAACAGACUGUUUUAACAGACUGAGAUACAAAGUGAGAACAGAAUUAGGCACAAUGAACUCGCAGCCMGAUCAACRUCUCUCAACAAGUGAGAAACUAACCAAAGAGGACAUUACAGAGCACAACCGCUCUCCAGCAGAACACGCUUUUUACGAGUCAUUCCUGUUACAAUCGCGCUCCGACAUCGAGAAUCUUUACGCAUCGAACAUCUACUGGAGCCAAAAACACGCAAAGGAGGUCAAAGAUUUGAAUCGACAGAAAAUGGUUAUUCURAGUUCRAUGACUAAAGAGCAYAAAGAGAUGGUUAAAAGGAUGCAAAAGUUGCAAGAAAAGCAAGAGCAACURCUUGAAGAUAAAAUGAAGCAGUYUCUAGUAGCGAAAGAAAACCGAAGCGGKCGUCGGCUGCGACCCCAAUCAACAUCAGCAGUACCGAGCAAUUUACGAUUGCAGCCCGAACCACCUCGGCCAAGGUCGGGAUCUUCGAGUUUACUCGMUGCUAAUUCGGAUCUGAGUCGUUCUUCGUACCUUUCAAAAUCAUCACAGAAUUUAAGUCAGUUGUCGCACUUAGAAGUUAAUAAGAAUAAUUUGAAGACGAUGUCGAAGUCGUGUGAAGAUCUUUCUACGUUAGGAAAGAGUGAUGGAAAGACAAACAAGCUUCAUUUACCCGCAAUUCGACCAAGUAGUCGRACAAAAUCCACAGAAAACCUUUCAGAUGAUGACUCUUUUUUCAUWACAAAACUUGACCAAUCAUCGUCGAUCAAUAAGUCACAAAGUCCCUCGGGAUUUCUCGCACCCGCGGGAUUCAAUCCCGAACGUCGCAGGGGUUCGUUACCCAAUCCUGACGUUCUUGARCGACAGUUAGACAUUGAGCGUCAAAGAAGCGAAGAAGAUGAGCCGUUAUCACUUCUUACUCAAGCAAAAUGGGUUCCGAAGACCAUUGGCAGAUCUCUACCUCCUAUAUGAUCAUUUGUGUUUGAUCCAAUCACAAAUAGCUAUUAAAGUYACCUAUCAGAAGCAUUCUAUGACAUGUUUCAUAGAGGCCUACUGCGCCGAAUGUGACCAUCUUUUUCUUACUUAAUGUGCACUCCUGAUUGGUUGAUUAAUCGUCAUUUCAAUGCUGUACGAAAUCAAUAACCAUUAACAGACAGAUUGCAACCAUCUGCAAUCGUUUAACAAAUUACAUUUCUACCUUGGAAAUUCACUAGUAAUAUAAAUCUUGUUCCUUAGUAACAGAAAUUGAAUAUGUCCAAAAAAUGAUUGAAAGUAUCAGAAGUAUGUUUCAGAUGUUUAUUGAUAAAUUGUUGCAAAUUUUUCAUUGUCAUAGUUUAAACCUUGGCUAUUCAAUAAACAMAUUUUAUUGACUUUGGAAUUUACCUUACGUAUUUCUAAGGAUACGCUUUAGACAUAAUACAAGCUUUUAAGCUUAAUCUUAGAAUGAAAAUUUGUUCAAAAGACUCAAGCAGAUAAAUCAUUCAAGAAAACUCACGCAAAGGUUAUUUAUGAUUAAUUGUCAAUUUUUCAUAUCAAUCAACCUUACUA